AUACCGGUUCGGAAGAACGGCGCAGCGCAACCUGCGGUUGCCGAGCGGUAGGGGGGUGUUUGAGCAGAAGCGCUUUCGGAGAGAAGCGCGUCGGUGCGCCAUUUGCUGCGACUCCUGCAGUCAAAGAUGAUGCUGAUGAAACGUAUAGGAAGGCGGAUUGCAGCGCUGCGGAAGCAGUAAUUAGCAACCAUAAGAGAUCAAUGUGGACCAUUAUGGAGACCGCAGGCGAAAAGGAGAUUCUGAAAAACACAGAUUAUCUGCAGAUCGCAGCGGUAUAUUGAGAUUAUUAGGUAGUAUGUCGAUGAGGGCGAUCUAGUGGCAUUUCCGAAGGCGGCGGGCUGACAGUGAAAAGAGGCGACGGUCGGACAGGAUACCCAGCGUCCGGCAGCCCACUCCGGCUCCGGCCCCCGACACCGUCCGCAAUGCAGCGUCCCGGACCGAGCCCGGACACGCUCCGGGGCGCAGCGGAGCGCAUAGACGACGCAGAGCUAGCGCUGCAGGGAAUUAACCUGCUGCUGAACAACGGCUUCAGGGAGAGCGAUGAGCUCUUCCGAAAAUACCGGUACCACAGCCCCCUCAUGAGCUUUGGAGCCAGCUUCGUCAGCUUCCUGAACGCCAUGAUGACGUUUGAGGAGGAGAAGAUGCAGAUGGCGUGCGAUGACCUGAGGAUCACGGAGAGGAUGUGUGAGAGUGACAUCGGAGUUAUCGAGACCAUCAAGAACAAGAUCAAGCGGAGCGUGAGCACUCUUUCUAUGGACUCCCAGAGUUCAGGCGUGACGGAGGUGGACCGGCUCCAGAGGCAGAUCAUCGUGGCCGACUGCCAGGUUUAUCUGGCCGUGCUUUCAUUCGUCAAACAGGAGAUCUCAGCAUAUAUCAAAGGUGGCUGGAUCCUUCGCAAGGCUUGGAAGAUGUACAACAAGUGUCACAGUGACAUCAGCAUCCUGCAGGAAUCAUACCAGAGGCGAGCGUCCUCUUCCUCUGACCAGGUCAAUGACAACGCCCUGGUCCGCCCCACGGCCGAGGCCCUGGGCCGCCUCAAAGGCUCAGUCAGUUUCGGCUAUGGCCUCUUCCACCUGUGCAUCUCCAUGGUGCCGCCGAACCUGCUGAAGAUCAUCAACCUUCUGGGGUUUCCCGGUGACCGGUUGCAGGGGCUCUCCUCCCUCACGUAUGCCAGUGAAAGUAAGGACAUGAAGGCCCCUCUAGCUACGUUGGCCCUGCUCUGGUACCACACCGUUGUGCUGCCCUUCUUCGCCCUGGAUGGCUCGGACACGCGCGAGGGCUUGAUGGAGGCCAAGGCCAUCCUCCGGGAAAAGGAAGCGGUCUAUCCCAGCUCCUCCCUCUUCAUGUUCUUCAAAGGCAGGGUCCAGCGCCUGGAGUGCCAGAUAAACAGUGCCUUAAAUUCCUUCAAUGAUGCUUUGGAACUGGCCACAGAUCAGCGAGAGAUCCAGCACGUGUGCUUGUACGAAAUCGGGUGGUGCAGCAUGAUCGAGAUGAACUUCAUAGAUGCCUACAAGUCUUUUGAGAGGCUGAAGAACGAGUCCCGAUGGUCCCAGUGUUACUACGCCUACUUAACUGGAGUGUGCCAAGGUGCUGCCGGAGAUCUGGAAGGAGCCAUCGGUGUCUUUAGAGAUGUCCAGAAGCUCUUCAAACGGAAGAACAAUCAGAUCGAACAGUUUGCCGUGAAGAAGGCUGAGAAGCUCCGAAGAAUGCCCCCCACCAAAGAUCUGUGCAUCCUGGCUACCAUAGAAGUUCUGUACCUGUGGAAGGCCCUCUCCAACUGCUCCUCCACCAAGCUGCAGCUCAUGAGCCAGGUUCUACAGGGUAUAGAUGAUGUUUCCUUCGCCGGCCUGAAGAACCUUCUACUGGGUUCCAUCCACAAAUGCCUGGGCAACAGGAGGGAUGCGGUGCAGUUCUUCCAGCUCGCUGCCAGGGACGAGGUGGGCCGGCAGACUAAUUCCUACGUGCAGCCGUAUGCCUGUUAUGAGCUGGGCUGUGUCCUGCUGGAGAAACCGGAGUCCGUAGGGAAGGGAAGAGCCCUGCUUCUGAGGGCAAAGGAGGACUACAUGGGCUAUGACUUUGAGAACAGGCUGCAGGUUCGCAUCCACUCAGCUCUGGCCUCGCUGAAGGAAGUGGUCUCGCAGUGACCUUUGACCCCGCCUCUUCACCCAGCCCUACCCCACAUCCAGCACACCCCCCCCCCCCAAAUAAAAUCACACCUACACUGUGUUGAACACCUUCUUGUCAUGGGCAGUCUGGCUGUCCCUUGCUGCACCCUGUCGACUUUUUAAAGAAAAUUUGUUUACUUUUUCCAGUGUCUCAGAGUGAGUGAACACAUUUAAUGUCUUUGAUGGUUGGUUUUGGUGCUUGUUAUAAGAAAUGCGUAGUUUAAUGCUGGGUUCCCGCACAAAGGCAGUUUACUGGCAGUAUUGUGUUCACAAGUGAAUGGCCAUUUAUAAUACCAUUUAGGCUUUGGGCAAGAAAAACCAAGCGCCACCUCACAAACAUAUACAUAUAACAUAUAUACUACACUACCAUACAGGCAGAUGUUAACUGUCUAACAGGUUUAUUCAUGCUGCCAAAAAAAAUACUGAAAGGAAACUGAAGAUAAGAUGUGAUACUGUAGUUGGCUUCUGGGGUUGAGGCUGCUGGACUAGGUUUGGUUCACAUACGUGUUCUUAUGAAAACGAUGCCCCAAACUUUGUAUUCUGGGAAUAAUCAAAAGGACUCACCCUAGUGGAAUUCACGGACCAGUCUAGGUCACUGUCUGGGUCACUAUACGUGCUGUUUCAAGAAACAUUACACAUAUUUUUGAGCUUGGAAUUCUGUAUUUUUUGUUACUUUAUUAGGGACUUCAAUCCUUUAUAACAAAGUAAUUUAUGUAAAUAUUUAAUGGAAUGUGCUUUAAUACAGAAAUAAUCUGGAUAUAUUUAAUUCGAUAUAUGAUAGGAACAACUGGAGGAUCCUCCUUUUAAGGUUGGAAUAAUGAUAUUUGUGACUGUUACUUCCUAAACUUUCUUUACUGAAUGCAUUGAACUCUCACUUUUCUACUGGACCACACCAGUGACGAGUGAUUUUCUAUACCAGUAGAACUAGAAUGGUUAAGGCUGGCCUGUGUUUUAUACAGUAUAUCAGUCACUCCGAGGUGCGGUCAGACAGCAAUAAAUACUCAAGUUGUUUGGGGGGGGGGGGGGAGCGUUCCCAGGAACACAGCAGUAUUUUGUCUGUUACUGUAAUUAUAAGCUGAAGUUCAUUAUUCAAUGUGUGUGACUAGCAUUGAUUUUUAAGGAUCGGACACAAGUCCACUAACACUCAGAAUAACCCACAUAAAUUAGUGACCAGCUGAAAAACAGGAGCUUUACAUGUUCUGAACGUUUAUCUGAUGUGGGCAACAUGCAUUGGUAAGGCAUGAUACAGUAUAUAUAAUACAUGAUAUUUAAUACACCACACAAGUAAUAUUAUUAACCUGGGGUGUGAUAAGGGGUGAUUAUGUCUGUGUGUGCUGGGGAUUGGUGCAUAUGCAGUAUUUUGUUUCUAAGUACUUCUUAAAUCUUAUAAACAAAAAUGUGGCAACGUGAAUUUCUAGGUGCGAUAGGGGGCAGUGAGGGGUUUUCUGCACCAGAUAGCAAGAGACCUCAGUGACAAAUUGUGAUGUCAAUAAAAGGCCUUGAAUAUAUCA
This is a messenger RNA of Paramormyrops kingsleyae, 3676 nucleotides long. RefSeq names its product tetratricopeptide repeat protein 39C-like. The record is from RefSeq and is a predicted model, not a curated record. NCBI's taxonomy places the organism in Eukaryota, Metazoa, Chordata, Actinopteri, Osteoglossiformes, Mormyridae. Gene Ontology annotation, molecular function: protein binding. Gene Ontology annotation, biological process: otolith morphogenesis; cilium assembly.